Papilio machaon (common yellow swallowtail) is the source of this 2547-nucleotide messenger RNA. It is a transcript of the gene P5CS, whose product is annotated as delta-1-pyrroline-5-carboxylate synthase. Gene Ontology annotation, cellular component: cytoplasm; mitochondrion. The record is from RefSeq and is a predicted model, not a curated record. NCBI's taxonomy places the organism in Eukaryota, Metazoa, Arthropoda, Insecta, Lepidoptera, Papilionidae. Bases 117 to 2471 code for a protein of 784 amino acids. The transcript is spliced from 10 exons. Gene Ontology annotation, molecular function: glutamate 5-kinase activity; glutamate-5-semialdehyde dehydrogenase (NADP+) activity; ATP binding.
AGUGUCUGAUUCCACAUCAAUUUACAGACAUGUCCGAUCAACUGCACUGCAUAUAAUAACUACUGUUUUAAUAGUUUCAUUUUUUUAAUAUUGAUUCUUUUAAUGUUGAAUUAAAAAUGUGUUACAAUUCAUUUUUAUUGUGUUUAAGAACGAGUGCUACGAGAAAAUUUUUACGGAUACCACAAAAUUUUCGUAGAAACUUUAGCGUUAAAGUUACCGGAGAUGGUCUUAACGUAGACAAACGUACACUUGUGAGUACGGAGCGCAAGAAGAGGACGUUCACUGACCGAUCGCAGCUGAAGUACGCAAGAAGACUGGUUGUGAAGCUUGGUAGUGCCGUUAUUACGAGAGAAGACGGGAAUGGUUUAGCAUUGGGACGACUAGCAUCUAUCAUUGAACAGGUAGCAGAAUGUCAUCACGAAGGUCGAGAAUGCAUAAUGGUGACGAGCGGCGCGGUGGCGUUUGGGCGUCAAAAGUUGACGCAAGAACUACUCAUGUCACUCUCCAUGAGAGAGACUUUAUCACCAAGUGAUCAUACCAGAGAGGACGCUGGUAGCAUUCUAGAUCCGCGCGCGGCUGCCGCGGUGGGUCAGUCGGAACUAAUGGCUAUGUACGAUGCAAUGUUCUCGCAGUACAAUGUUAAAAUAGCACAGGUUUUGGUGACAAAGCCAGAUUUCUAUAAUGAAGAGACGAGGAAAAAUUUGUUCUGCACAUUAUCAGAGUUGAUAUCUUUGAAUAUAGUGCCGAUAAUAAAUACCAACGACGCAGUUAGCCCGCCUAUGUACAUACACGACGACACUGUGGUGCCGGGAACGGGGAAAAAGGGUAUAGGCAUAAAGGAUAACGACAGUCUCUCAGCAUUGUUAGCAGCUGAAGUGCAGUCAGAUUUAUUAAUAAUGAUGUCAGAUGUUGACGGUAUUUAUAACAAACCGCCUUGGGAAGAUGGAGCUCGUAUGAUGCACACGUAUACUUCGAAGGACAAAGACUUAGUACAAUUUGGACAGAAAUCUAAGGUUGGAACUGGAGGAAUGGAUUCUAAAGUGAAUGCCGCGACGUGGGCAAUGGCGCGCGGUGUGAGCGUCGUUAUAUGUAAUGGUAUGCAAGAGAAAGCAAUUAAAACGAUCAUUAGUGGACGGAAAGUAGGAACUUUCUUCACAGAUUGCGCUACAAGUUCUCCGACGUCAGUCGACGUCUUAGCGGAAAAUGCUCGCUCUGGCAGUAGAGUUUUACAACAGUUAACCCCUUCAGAAAGAGCGUCAGCAAUUCACACCUUAUCAGAUUUAUUAUUAGAGAAACAAGAUAAAAUACUUGAAGCGAAUGCUAAAGAUUUAGACGAAGCGACCAAAGGUGGACUAGCCAAACCAUUGUUAGAUCGGUUGUCUUUAAGUCAAGGGAAAUUGAAGACAUUAUCAACUGGAUUAAAACAAAUAGCUGACUCCAGUUACGAAAAUGUUGGCCGGGUAUUACGAAAAACUAAAUUAGCAGAUAAUCUAAUUCUUCGGCAAGUGACUGUACCAAUUGGUGUGCUAUUAGUUAUUUUCGAAUCCAGACCGGAUUCGCUGCCACAAGUAGCCGCACUCGCUAUGGCAUCGGCUAACGGUUUACUUCUUAAGGGUGGAAAAGAAGCAGCAUAUUCGAACAAAGCAUUAAUGGAUCUUGUUAAAGAAUCCCUUCAAUCAGUCGGUGCUGAAGACGCAAUAUCUCUUGUAUCCACACGCGAGGAAAUAAGUGACUUACUGUCUAUGGAAAAACAUAUUGAUUUAAUUAUUCCUCGCGGUUCCUCUGAUCUUGUUAGAAGUAUUCAAAAGCAAUCUCAGCAUAUACCUGUGCUCGGUCAUGCGGAAGGUAUUUGUCACGUCUACGUAGAUAAGGAUGCAGAUCCAGUGAAAGCAUUGAAGAUUGUCAGAGACGCGAAAUGUGAUUACCCGGCAGCUUGUAAUGCAAUGGAAACAUUACUGAUUCAUGAGGAUCAUUUAACAACCACAUUGUUUACUGACCUCUGUAAUAUGUUGAAAAAGGAAGGUGUUAAAAUACAUGCAGGUCCGAAACUUGCAAGUCACUUGACAUUUGGUCCGCCGCCUGCAAGAACUAUGCGCCACGAAUAUGGAGCACUGGAAUGCUGCGUAGAAUUAGUGAAGGAUAUGGAAGAGGCUGUGGAUCACAUUCACAAAUUUGGCAGCUCACACACUGAUGUUAUCGUAACAGAAAAUGAAACAGCAGCUCGAAAAUUCCUCGGUAUCGUAGAUAGUGCUUGCGUUUUUCACAAUGUAUCUUCUCGGUUCGCCGACGGAUUCAGAUUCGGGCUUGGCGCUGAAGUUGGAAUAUCUACAGCUAGGAUUCAUGCUAGAGGUCCGGUCGGUGUAGAGGGUUUGUUAACCACAAAGUGGAUCCUGGAAGGAUCUGACCACACGGCCGCGGAGUUCAAUGAAGGCAAGAGAAACUGGAUACACGAACCCUUGCCUGUUCAUUGAAUUACCAGCAUAUUAAAAUACUCUAGGGAUUAAUUGAAAGCAUUAUAAAGAAGCAAUGCUUUGAAAUAUAAAUUUU